Tripterygium wilfordii is the source of this 802-nucleotide messenger RNA. RefSeq lists its product as uncharacterized. Bases 209 to 559 code for a protein of 116 amino acids. Lineage: Eukaryota; Viridiplantae; Streptophyta; Magnoliopsida; Celastrales; Celastraceae. The transcript has a single exon. The record is from RefSeq and is a predicted model, not a curated record.
AAAAACUGCCUUCGUGUCAACUACUUUACCCUCAAAGCUGCGCAAGGAUUGCAGCUGUCAUCACAAUCAAAUACAGAGACGGAAAAACCACCAUGUGAAUAUGUAAUCACCGACUCCAAAUCCCAAUACCCUUCUUGUUCUUCUAUAAAGUACCAAUUCUUUGCCGUAAAAUUAUUUAUCGGCGCUUCUUAAUUUACUGGCUUGAACAAUGAAAAGACAGAGAAACAUUGCGGAUUCUGGGUCUUCGAGAGCUGCUGCCAAAUUGGAGGAUGAGAAGGUGAAGACUAUGACGAAGAAGAAGAAGAGCCAAAGCCAGGGAGUGGUUGAUAAAGUGGGGAAGGAGAGUCCAGUAAUGGCAGAGAGCUUGAGUCGGGUCGGGUGGGAGGAGUGGCCGUGGUUGAGUGGUUUUGUGGAUGAACAAAUGUCGUGGGGAUCGUCCUGGUUACCGAAUUGGGAUGUGGAGUUUGUGGACAGAGCUUAUAGUACCAUGUUCAGUGAUGUUGCUUGGGAUGAUGAUAUUUGGAACUUGAAGAAUGUCAAGGAAAUACCAAAUCAGUGAAACAGAGCAUGGAACGAAGAAAACAGAGUUUUUAGGAUCGUUUUUUUUUUUUUUCUUUUAAUUUUUUUCUAAGAGAUCGAUGAGGAAAUUAACUUGUUUAAGACUUUAGUUGUAUCGUUAACUCUCAUAAACUGGUGAAUGAUCAAACCAAUGUGCAGUUUGAAAGUCUCAGAGAGAUUACGAAAGCUGUUUGAUUUCCAAAUCUAAUAAUGGCAGAUUCAAAAAUCACAAACUUUAUUUCCA